This is a messenger RNA of Diaporthe amygdali, 816 nucleotides long. RefSeq lists its product as uncharacterized. The record is from RefSeq and is a predicted model, not a curated record. The transcript has a single exon. The coding region runs from base 1 to 816 and encodes 271 amino acids. Lineage: Eukaryota; Fungi; Ascomycota; Sordariomycetes; Diaporthales; Diaporthaceae.
AUGGUUAUGAGAUCGCACUUUCCUGCCAUUUCCCCUGUCUUUUAUGCUCUUCAACCCAUACUAUACUGCCCAGCCCAUCCCAGCCCAUCCCAGCCCAUCCAGCGAUCCCAUUCUGCACGUGCUGCCCAAAUCGACAGGGCCAAAUCGCACGCACUUCUGAUCCCGUCGUGGUACCAGUUUACUAACGAUGCGCGCCGCGCACCCCCGAACAGGUUCCUCUCCGACUCGAUUCGGCGACACGUCCUCGACCCGGCACUCGUACCCACGGCGCUUCGCAACCUCCGCGGGGCAUUGUUCCCCAACAACGCCAUGGGCACACCAACGCUCUUCCCGCCCGAGUCGGACGACGAACUACUCGCGCUGCGACGCAGGUGUGCUAGCGCGCUGUGGGCCCUUGUCCCCAGGGCGGCCGGCAGGCUGUUCUUUGGCGGCAGCGCGGCGUCGUGGUUGGCGCGAUGGCUCAAGGCCGACGCCUCGUCUCCCUCGCCGUCGCUGUUGCGGUCCGGUCCGGCCACCAACGCCAAAAGCACCAACAGCACCAGCGCCACUACCAGCGAGGCCACUGACACUGCUGCCGGUGAAGCUCGCCAACGGGCACAGGUCGAGGGCAGCGGCGGCGGCACAGGAGUGGAGCAGCAGCAGGACCCAGACGCGCGUAUCAUUUCCGAUAUCGAGACUGGCGUCCUGGACGUCUUCAGCGAUCCCUACUGCAACAAGCACCUCAUGUACGGCGCCUUGGAACUGGUCCUGGUCAGGCUCGUGCCGGAACUGGCCGAGAAGGGUGUCGUCGAGCUGUGGGAGGAGAGGUUGAGUUGA